This is a messenger RNA of Schistocerca americana (American grasshopper), 1233 nucleotides long. Its product is annotated as putative inactive carboxylesterase 4. NCBI's taxonomy places the organism in Eukaryota, Metazoa, Arthropoda, Insecta, Orthoptera, Acrididae. Bases 1 to 1233 code for a protein of 410 amino acids. The transcript has 8 exons. The record is from RefSeq and is a predicted model, not a curated record.
AUGCGUCCAACCUCGCUGCUAGUGCUGGCCGUCGUCGUGUCUGCGAGUGCCGUUUCGGCCUCAGUGAUCCGGCCCCAGACUCGCCAGUUAGAGUAUGCGGUCGCUACAACUGAGAACGGAGUCGUGCGAGGUGAGGUAGUGACCUCGCUCAACGGGACGCCCUACAAGCGGUUCCUCGGCAUCCCAUACGCCACACCGCCGACUGGGGACCUCCGCUUCAAGGCUCCGCUGCCGGCAGCCAACUGGACUGGAGUCAGGGACGCCCUCACCUUCGGCCCCAGGUGCUCACAGUCUGGCCGGGGCUCUGAGGACUGCCUCCACAUCAACAUCUUCGUACCCCAGACGGACGACGUCUCUCCACUGCCUGUAAUGUUCUACAUCUACGGCGGAGGCUUCACUGCUGGCACGUCCAACGGAAAGGCACCAGACUACUUCGUGGAGAACGGUAUCCUCCUAGUGACUUUCAACUACCGCCUGGGUCCUCAGGGGUUCCUGAGCCUGCAGAACGUCGACAUCCCGGGGAACGCGGGCCUCAAGGACCAGCUGCUGGCGCUGCAGUGGGUACAGAGGAACAUCGCGGCCUUUGGUGGUGACCCCACCGAGGUCACCAUUUUCGGAGAGAGCGCUGGCGGUGCCUCAUCGUCAUUCCUGUUCCUCUCGCGGAAAGCCGAGGGCCUGUUCCGGGCAGCGGUGAUGGAGAGCGGCGUCGCCUCCACCCCGUGGGCGCUGCAGCCCAGCCCGCGCGACGUCGCCUACCGGCUGGGCGCCGCCCUGGGCUUCCAGCAGCAGGGGGACAACGCCACACUGGACGACGAACGCCUCGCAGCCUUCCUGAGGGCGGCCGACCCAGAGGACCUGUCGACGGCCCAGAUCGAUGGGUCUCCUGGUAUAAUAGCCUUCGCUCCAGUGGUAGAGGCACCGUCCGACUCUGCGGUGAUCACCGAGCUUCCUGAGGUCAGCCUGAGUGAGGGCCGCUACAAUAGGGUGCCCUUCAUGGUCGGCGUCACAUCGGGGGAAGCCAGUUUGUUCGCCUUACUGGCGGGAUUUAUGAACGAGUCAGAAGCUUCUGAGACCUUCGUGCAGUCGGUGGCCGACCAAAUUCCUCUUCCCACAGAGGAGGAACGGAUUGAGGCUGCCAAACGUGUCGAAGAGUUUUACUUCGGAUCCGAAGGGUACAGUGUGAACAAGACACAAGCAAUCAGUGACGUGAUAAUAGCACAUGUAGACAUAUGA